Eimeria mitis is the source of this 1995-nucleotide messenger RNA. RefSeq lists its product as uncharacterized. Bases 1 to 1995 code for a protein of 664 amino acids. NCBI's taxonomy places the organism in Eukaryota, Apicomplexa, Conoidasida, Eucoccidiorida, Eimeriidae. The record is from RefSeq and is a predicted model, not a curated record. Gene Ontology annotation, biological process: mitochondrial RNA 3'-end processing; RNA catabolic process. The transcript is spliced from 5 exons. Gene Ontology annotation, molecular function: RNA helicase activity. Gene Ontology annotation, cellular component: mitochondrial degradosome.
AUGAUCUUUCGUUUGUCCCGAGGGGUUUGCAAGUCAGGCAUAGCUCGUUACCAGCGCUUUGAGCUCGGGAGCACUGCACGGCAGCAGCAGCGAUGGUCACAGCAGCGACAGCAACAACCGAAGCGGCAUCAGCAACAGAUGCUGCGGAAUGUGCACCGGCAGGACGUAUUGAUGUCCACCGAAGCUAUGCUACUGCUGAACCUGCAGCAGCCCGAAGUUCCAGCGGGGACGUCUAUCAGAAGCAGCAGUGGCGGCAGCAGCAGGGGCGAAGGCAGCAGCUGCAGCCGCUCCUGCUACUGUAGCCUCCACCAGGGGCCUGCUGCAGCUUUUCAGGCUGCCUUCAGUCGCCCUCGGCGUUGCAGUGCAGUUCAUUUAGAGACGGUAUCUUCAGCAGCAAUUGGGGGGCGCCUGCUGCAGCGGGCGUCGACGAGUACUGCUGCGGCUGUUUCUGUAUUGGACAGCAGCAGCAGUGGCUUAUGCAGGUGCUGCGUCAGCUGCAGAAGAGACGGCAGGAAGGUUAUUUUUCACGACUUGGCGGUUACCACGAGUCAUAGGGGCGUUUCACAGAUAACUCACCUCCUAGUGCAGCAGAGGCAGCAGCGGCAGGGGCAGCAACAGCAGCAGGAAGGGAGUUUGUGGUGGGAGGAUGCAGAUACGGAAGGCCAGAUAUAUGCCUCCGCUACUUCAUCCGCUUGUGUUAAACUUUAUCGCACAUCUGUGCAGGAACAGCAGCAGCAACAGCACCAGCAGAAGGCACCCAAGGCAGCUGCAGCAGGAGCAAAAGCGGCAGGAUUAGCGACGAGAGAGGUUUCUCUGUUUCUGUUGAGUACUCCUCUCACCUCAGAAGAACGCCACGCACUGGUUUCCCUUUGGCGGCGUCUGUCGUCUGCGCGUUCCCUUCUCAAGUCGCCCCAUGGCGCAUCCGGGGGGCCCCCUCUUGCUGCCUUCCUGGAGGCUCGGUGGGGGCUCCCGGCUUCGUUGCUUUCAGCAGUACACACGCAGCGGGCCUUCUUCCGCUGGCUCUACAGUGCACUACAGCGACACCAGGGGCAGCAGUACCUGCGCGUGCAGCAGGAGUCGCAUCAACAACAACAGCUGCAACAGCAAGAGCAGGAAUGCGCACACCAGCCACAGCAGCACCAUGAAACGAGUAACCUGGACAAGCUGCAGGCUGAGGCUUUCAAUGAUUUGCUGCGGUCGAUAAGAGGUCAGUUCGACCUCAACGAAGCAGCAGAAGCCAGGAGGGCGAAGCAGCAGCAGCAACAGCAGCCGUACGAGAGGCUGCAAGCGCUGCUGGAACAGUGGAAGAGGGCAGUGCGAGGCUUUGAAGAAGGAGACCUGCUAAACAGCACUUACCAACUGAUUCUCGAAGUCUGUGCUGCAGUUGAUGGGCCUCCAGGGGCCCCUCCGGGGACCCCUGGCAGUCUGAAAGACCCCACAGCCUCUCCUCUUCUCCCUUCUGCAGCAGGCCCGUUGCUUGCUCUCUAUCGAAUAUACCUGGCGAGAAGUGGCGUCUCUGCUGUUGUCUCGUACAAGAAUAUCUUGAAGCUUGUGGACCUGACGGCACCUGAGCUUUGGUUUCCCGUCGCACGGCAACAGCAGCGUCGGGUUUCUCUUUCCCUGGGGCCUCCGAACAGUGGGAAGACCAGGGGGGCGCUUGAGGCCCUCCUGGGGGCCCCAACAGGGUGCUACUUGGGUCCGCUCCGUCUCUUGGCCACUGAAGUGUACAACGAGCUACGGAAGAAAGGGGUAAAGUGCUCUCUGAUCACGGGUCCUUUAAAGAUCAUAGAUACAGAAGCGACUCACGUGUGCAGCACAGUAGAGGCUGCGCCUUUAGAUAAGGACUUUUCCGUUGGGGUUAUCGACGAAGUGCAACUAUUGGCCGACCCCCAAAGAGGGCCCGCGUGGACCAGAGCGUUCUUAGGCCUCAGGGCACGUACUCACCUGCCUCUACGAAUGUUGCUGCUGGCGCUGCUGGUGCCUUCCCUUGCGUGA